AUGGCAAGCUCUAAUACAGAUCAUUUGUCCCCUUUAAUGUCGCAAUUGACGGAAACAAUAACGUUCGAUGUUAGUAUAGACGUGAUGCAAAAUUCAGAGUUUCAAGAAUUUGUUAAGAAAGUAAAAGAUUCGCAGCAUGUCAUCAUUAUCAUGAAUGAAACUCAUGAAAUGAUAAUCAUUAACGGAAGGAAAUCAUCCGUUAAAACUUCGAAAGUACAAAUUCAGAAUAAAAUUCCUAAACUACUUGGUAUACCAAGAAAGGAAAAAGGAAACGACCCUAACAAUGACCCACGCAGUUCAAGUGGCAGUCCUGUUGAAUCAAAGUUAUGGGAUACGAUUGAAUUGAGCAUAGCCGAAAAUGAUUUCCUUGUAAAUUUUGACCAAAAAAUACUAAAUACAAUUGAAAAAGAAUCAGGCAUUAAUAACGCAAGUAUGGUGAAUGGCAAAUUAAAAUUAUCUGGAAAUAAUGUUCCAAUUACAAAAAUAAAAUCUUUUCUUGAAAAAACACUUUAUGAAAAAAAGGUGUCAAUUACUCAUGGAUUGAAACAACAUCUGGAAUUAAAUUGUAAAGGACGCCUCUGGAAAGAUUUUUCAAAAAGACAUCAUGUAGGAACUUCUUUCGAAGACCCAAGAUUGCAUAAAAAAAACAACGGUAAUAAUAGUAAGAUUAAAAACUCUCGUUUUGGACGAGUAAGACUUCAAGACGAUCAACCAAUGCAAAAUACUAUUCGAGAUUUAAGGAACAUGACCAUGAAUGAUCAUCAUGAAAAUACAAGUAAAAGGGAUAGCAAUGAUCUCGGACAAGGUAACAGAAGAGAACGAUACAAUGCCAAAAAUACAGAAUAUGAAGGUGCAACAAAUCAAGAAGAAGAUAAUGACGAUGAUAAGAAUAGUCAAAUUUCAGAUUCUGAUAUGUCGUUGUCAUCACAUUUUUCAACUGAUACUUUCAAUAUGGAUAAUUUUCAUGAUCGUGCUGAACAACGUGUUGAAAUAACAUUGUGCAGUGAUUCUGAAGUUUCUCUAUCUAACGCUAUAGUAGAAUUACAAAGCUACUCUUUCUGCAUAGAAUCAUGGACACUCACAGAAGAAGAAGUAAGAUUUAUUUUAAAACAACAACAGCAUGGUAAACCUAUGAAAAACUACAUGCCAAUUGAAGUAAAAUCUAAAGAAAUUACAUUGUAUCUUCUUCAUUCGGCAAAAAAUCCUUUCAUACACAUGUUCAUACAUUACACAAGAGGUAUGUGGAAUGUGAGAGUAAGUGGAUUUAAAUCAGACGUACAUAAUGCAGUACUUAAAAUCAAAAAUUAUUUCAAUGAUGUAGUUCAAACUGAAGUACAAAUUCCUAUUUCAAAUACUAUGGCAUUUUUUCUUAAAAAAAAAGCAUCUUCUGAUAUAGACAGACUGCAAAAUAUUCACAAUAUUAAGAUCAUACGUUUUUCUCCAUCUCAGCACGCUCGUAAUACGGAUGGAUAUGAUAAUGAUAAUUGUUGUUUAAAACUGAUUGGUCCUGUCGCACGUAUUAAUUUAGCACAAACAGAAGUUCAAAAUUAUCUGGAAAAUUUAUCAGAACAAGAACAAGAUUUUUCAUGUGACUCAUGGGAUAUUUCAAACAGUAUAUCCCAAAAUAUCCUAAAACUUUUGACGAAAAUUCGAGAUUCAGAUGAUUAUGAAGCAGUCGGAUUCGUAAAGUUUUAUAAUUCAUCCAUCGAAAGGAGUCAAACAACACCGAAAGUUACUAUUACAUUGGUUGCUUUAAAUGAAGAAAUAGCAGAUGAUAUUAUUCAACAAUGUAAAGAUUUCAUUGAAGGAUAUAUUGUAUGGAAACCAUCUUUGGCUGAAUAUCGCAUCCUACAUAACAUAUUACUAGUACAGAAACGACCGAAUAUUUUUCAACUUCAACAAGAAUGGGAUACAAAGAUACAGCUUGAUAAUACAACAAAUAUCAUUGUUAUUCCUGCACGAUCAAGAAUUAUCGCAGAUGAAAUACAAGAAACUUUGCAGAAUUUAGCAGUAGGAAAUCUAAAUCGGAUCGCUCGUGUUUCAGUAACUAUUCCUAUUCAGCUCAAUAUGCGUCGUUUUGUUUAUCAAGCUAUUGCACCUAUACUCGAAGAAGCAAAAAGGCAAAAAGUUUUUCUUGGUUCAAAAAAUCCACUUGGACUAACGCUCCAUGGUCGUUCUGAAGCUAUUAAUUCAGUUCAAGACAAAAUCAAUAAUGUUAUCAUAGAUAUUAAACAAAAACUUGUUACAAAUCGUUUUAAAUUACCAUUUCCCGAAUCAGAAUUACUUCGAGUUAAUUCAUACGAAAUUCCGAGACGUAUUGAACGUGAAACUAAUACUGUCAUUCGAGAUGUUAAAAUAGAUAUGAAAUCAAAUUCAAAUGACCAUAAUGAUGAUAUCAACUUGAUUCUUACAUGUGUUGGAAACAGUCGUGGUCAAACAAUUCUUGUUAAGAAAGGCGAUAUUACUAAGGUCAAAGAUGUUGAUGCUAUUGUAAAUGCUGCAAAUGGACCUCUGGAACAUGCAGGAGGUGUAGACAAAGCGAUUUCUGAUGCUGCUGGUCCUGCACUUGAUCAAGAAUGUAAAGAAUUAAUUGCUAAAAAUAGAAAUCUACCAAUACCUACUGGUACUGCAGUUAAAACAACAGCUGGUUAUCUUCCUUAUAAAGCUGUUAUCCAUGCCAUUGGUCCUCGAUAUGCUGAUGGUGAUCAACAAAAAUGUUCGUUAUUAUUUUCCAGUGUUUUGUCGAGUUUACGACUUGCUGAACAAGAAGGCUAUAAUAGUGUAGCAUUACCAGCCAUCAGUGGUGCUACUUACGGUUUUCCAUUACAAGAGUGUACAGAUAUUAUAAUUCGUGCAAUAAAACAAUUCUUUGCUGAUUUUCCACAAUCAAAUUUGAGAAAAGUAAUAUUGUUAGACAUUGAUGAUGCAGCAUGUAGUUCAUUUGCACGUGAAGUUACAAAUUAUCGCACAAAUACGGAUGCAAACAAUGAUGAUGAUAUUACGUAUUGCAAUUUACCUCCGCUAACGGCUCGAUGGUGUUGGCUAGAUGAUAAUGGCGAAAAAAAUUAUGAUGACGAUCAUAUGCGUCAAAUCGAAGAUGCAUUACAACAACAUUUGCAGACUUCUGUUCCAUCGACAUUGAUACUUGAUUGUGAUAAUUUAAAAACUGGUAAUAUUAUACGCUAUAGUAUCCAUUUUCUUCCUAAUUUAAGUCAGGUAUUAACAAUCAAUCCAUCUGCACUAGAUAAUCGCUUUGUAUGUGGAUACCAAAAGCGUGAAGAUACUCGUUUUCCACGAAAUAUUAUUCGUUAUCCAUUACCAGUACAACCACAAACUACAUCUGUUGCAUAUAAACCCAAACCAUUGGAUAAAUAUCAUUUAAAUGUCCAGUCCAGAGAAGACGAGUGGGACAUAAUCGGUAUUACGAAUGAAGAAGUAAUACAAGCAGAGAAAGCGAUUAAAAAAGCCAUUGAAUCUGCUACUAUUUCGGAACCUUUCUCCAUAAAUCUAAGCGAAGAUAUUGAUGCUCAUAAGACAGCAAUUAAUAAUAUUGCAAUUCAACAAUACAUUAAGGUUGAUUUUAGACAAGAUUCUACCGGAAAUUUAUCAUUGAUAUUGAAUGGCUUACAGCAAAAUGUAUUACAAGCAAAACUACAAAUUUCUUUAUAUGUACAAGAUAUUUUGAGGAUGGAAGUUGAUAAAGACAAUGAAUUGAAUAUACCCAAUGAAUGGGGCGAACAAGAAGAACAAUGUAAAUUAGUUGAAUUACCUAAAAAUCAUCCUGAUUUUAUUCGUAUCGAAAAUCGAAUGAAAGAGACAAUCAGCAAUGUGAAAAUUGAUAAGAUUGAAAGAGUACAAAAUUUAAGAUUAUGGAAUCAUUAUGCAUUUCGUCGUCGAACUCUUCGACAAGAAUUAAGUAAUAAACCAAAUUUACAAAUUGAAAUGGAAUUAUUUCAUGGCACUCGCGCGACACUGCCUAGUGAAAUUUAUAAUGGUGAAUGUGGCUUUGAUUUGUCCUAUUGUACAAGUGGUUUAUGGGGUCUCGGCACAUAUUUUGCUAUGAAUGCUUCAUAUUCCUGUCAAAGUUAUUCUUACGGACUGACUGGUGGUAAACGCCAAGUAUUUCUUGCUCAAGUAUUAACAGGAGAUGUUUUUGAUUAUAAAGACAAAAAUGAUCCAACAUUACGUCGAGCUCCGAAGAAAAAUGAACGUAUAUCUGGUGGCAAACGUUACGACAGUGUAUUAGGGGAAACAGGAGGGAGCAAAGUCUACAUUGUAUUCGAAAAUCGUGUCGCUUAUCCAACGUUUUUGAUUACAUUUACUCAAUGA
Adineta steineri is the source of this 4329-nucleotide messenger RNA. Lineage: Eukaryota; Metazoa; Rotifera; Eurotatoria; Adinetida; Adinetidae. The record is from the annotation of a GenBank genome assembly.